AUGGUGGCGCCGUUGUGCUUGGUCGGACGCUUGACGGUCGUGGGGUUACUGUACUUGAUCGCUCGUAACCGUGGCGUGUACGCUGCAUGUGCUGGCGGCCCAACGACUCUAACGACUGCGGACUGUACAGGCUGUGGGGACUACGAUCUGUGUGUGGGUUACAUGUCCGCUUCGAGCUGCUCAGGCUCUGGCUGUGAGACGGACGGAGUCUGCACGUACAAGUGCAUGCGUGUGGAUAAAAACUCGGAGAAAUUGGUCGUAUUGGUGGGUUUCGGCACAUACAAAAGCGAAGAGGAACUCGCAGCAGGCGGGUACACACAGUCCGACUUGGCAGGUUAUCCGGAUGAGACGAGCUCCUGGCCCUCCGUCUCGAACGAUGACGUUACAGCGCUAGGAAGGAUAAGCGUGUCCUCUGCAGUCACCACUUUUAUCGCAACAGGAGGGACGACUGCGAUGGAAUACCCCAAAGGCAAGGUCUCCAACAUUAUUUUAUCUUCGAAUGUGAUUUCGUCCGCGACGUCAGUGACCACAGUAGGGCUCACAAAUCUCGCUCUCAAGAACCAGAUCGACACAUUACCGGCGUUCGUUCCGGCGUCGGUGGAGUCUCUAGACCUCAGCAACACUCUUCUCUCGACCUUCCCCGCGAAGCUGAGCUCUCUACAAGUAUUGAAGGAACUAGUUCUGGACAACAACUACGUCACGUCAGUGGACGCUACCAAUGGAAUUGACUCCAUCACAACACUGAGCAUGCAGAACAAUAACCUCGCCAACUUCUCGGCGGUUUUCUCAAAAGUGGAGAAAUUGUACCUCGGUGGCAACAACUUGACUAGUAUUCCCAGCGCUGUCUACAGUUAUUCCAGUCUGAAGACACUAAAUUUGACCGGAAACCCACUAGCAUCUCGAGAGUUCACCAGUAAACAGGCGAACUUCUUAAACAGUCUCGAGACUCUAGGUCUCUCCACCUCCGACUUUAGUACUGAUUUGGAUUGCUCACGAGAGGGCAAAAUCGUCAAUGUGCCCGUGUGUAUUACCGACGAUGGCUCAUUGACAACAAGUGCUACGACCAAUGGCGGUACCGUCUCGUCCAGCUCAGCUGCCUCUGAUGGCUCAACUACAACGACGACGACCGAAUCGUCCUCGUCUACAUCUUCAAUGAGCUGGAUUGUGGGGAUCGUCUGUGGCGUCUUUGUCGUGCUAUUCGCUGCAUUCAUUUUCGUGUUACAUCGACGAAAAGAACACAAGAAAAUGGACGUUUCUAUCGCCAGUGACACUGUUGGAUAUAGUGACCAUUACUCCUCUACAAAUAAUUGGCAUCAAUUGUUACAGUCUCGUGGCCGAGGGUCAUCUUUUGAGGACAUUCCGAUGGUAAGACUCUCAAGUGACGUGUCUAUGGGCAUCCCGACGUUGACAAAUGAACAGCAUGAGAUGGACAACACCGAGGUGGCUGUGGUUGACGCCACUGCUGUCUCCAGUAUCCCUUCCUUUGUCUCGACGGAAGAGGCAGUUUCAAAGGGUAAACCGCAGAGGUUUAUGUCGAUCUGGAACGAUCUCGAAUUACUCUCGUUACAGCUGCGUGCAUCUGCGAUUAAGGAUCUUAAACCACUUGGCAGUGGAGCUUACGCUACGGUUUGGUUAGUCCGCUACAGGAAUCUACAAUUACUAGCUUCAAAGCGUCUUCGACCCGAGAGACGGACCAAGAAACACACUGCAGCUUUCGUGGAAGAGAUCAAACUUAUCGCAAACUUCGAUCACCCGAAUCUGGUGAGGCUUAUCGGCGCUGCUUGGACUGUCGAAACAGAUCUACAAAUGCUGCUGGAAUACAUGGAAGGAGGUGAUCUCCGACGAUAUCUGGCAGAUUCCAACACGCCAAGUGGCUGGACGACUACGAAGUUUAAUAUCGCUAUUGAUGUCAUUGAAGCACUCGUGUACUUGCACUCCUUCACGCCGCCAUUGGUACACCGUGAUCUCAAGUCAAACAACGUGUUGUUAUCCUCAGACAUGGAAGCCAAGCUGAGUGACUUUGGUACGUCACGAUUCAGGUCGUCGGAUAAGACUAUGACUGGAGGUGUUGGCACGGGUCGAUGGCUGGCCCCUGAGGUUAUUCGAGGCGACUCCGAUUACGGCCCAGCUGCUGAUAUUUACAGCUUUGGUACGCUGCUUACGGAACUGGACACGAACCAGAUCCCGUACGAUAACGUUCGUGCUUCAAACGGCAAGAUCAUGUCGGACUUGACUAUUCUUCACCGAGUAGCGACGGGAAAACUGCACCCCAAAGUACGAGCAACGUGUGGAAAGGCUUUAAAAGACCUGGUGGAGCGAUGUCUACUUGAAGACCCGGCGGAACGACCGACUGCGCCUGCUAUUGCGUACGAACUGCGGGUGAUUCAACAAGAAAUGUAG
Molecule: messenger RNA, 2400 nt
Organism: Phytophthora infestans T30-4
Lineage: Eukaryota; Oomycota; Peronosporomycetes; Peronosporales; Peronosporaceae
Product: protein kinase, putative
Exons: 6
Coding region: 1-2400 (799 amino acids)
Biological process (GO): protein phosphorylation
Molecular function (GO): ATP binding; protein kinase activity
Source: RefSeq, a predicted model, not a curated record